Telopea speciosissima is the source of this 941-nucleotide messenger RNA. RefSeq lists its product as uncharacterized. The transcript is spliced from 8 exons. The coding region runs from base 1 to 765 and encodes 254 amino acids. Gene Ontology annotation, molecular function: glycerophospholipid phospholipase A1 activity. NCBI's taxonomy places the organism in Eukaryota, Viridiplantae, Streptophyta, Magnoliopsida, Proteales, Proteaceae. The record is from RefSeq and is a predicted model, not a curated record.
AUGCGUAUUGAUGAAGAUGAGGAGGAGAAGGAGGAAGAGCAGGCUGAGCAGCAGGAGAUCAAAUUCAAUUGGAAUUCUUUCUCCAAGUUGCUCUGUCGGGUUUCCUUGUCAGAAGCCAAGAUGUACGCUAAAAUAUCUUACUUGGGGAACUUGGCUUAUUCCAUACCCCAAAUCAAGUACAGUAAACCACGUCACUACUACUUGGCCGUCGACAGACCUCAAUUCAAGAUGGUUACGUUGGUGGAUCUGUUGCGUGUGGCAAGGAAACAUUCUUCCUUACCUAUAGUGUUGUACUGUAGCUCACGUGACGAGCUUGAUGCUGUCUGCUCUGUUGUCUCUAACCUUCCUAACAUUUCCUUGGAUUCUGUGUACAGUGACUUGGCUGAAGCCGAACGCAUGCUGAAAUUGGACAAAUUCCGUCAAGCAACCAUGAAAUUGAACCAUAAACCUGCUGCAGCUAAUGCUGAAGUAAACCAUGAAACUGGAAAUGAAGAGCAUGAGUUGUUUAUGAUAGUUGUAACAGAUGCAUGUCUACCUCAUGUUUCUUCAGGGGAGUCAUCUAUUUGUGCUCAUGUUUUGAUAAAUCAUGAGUUACCAACUAAAAAGGAAACAUACUUGAGGCGCAUGACAACUUGUUUGGCAGCAGAUGGAAUUGUGAUCAACAUGGUUGCUGGGGCUGGUGAAGUGAUGACCCUGAAAAACAUUGACGAGAGCACGGGUGUAGUUAUUGAGAAGAUGCCCAUUGAUAUGUUUGAGAUGCUAUGACGGAAGGCAGAUUACAAGAAGUGACUUGAAUUUGUUGAGCGGGGCUAAAAUGGGUUCUAUCGCAUGCCUAGAACUGUAAUUUUGUUACCUUGUAUGCCAUCCAUUUGAAGGCAAAGAUUCCUGACAUGGUAAUGCAUGCUAUUUCCUAGGGAUGAAAUGUACAUAUGGGAUUCAAA